AUGGACGCCCAACGGCGGCCGACGCCCUCCCGCACACGCUCGUCUACUGAUCCGAGCCGGCCCGGCGUCUCGAUGACGGAGCCUCAGAGCGUGGGAGCCAGUGUCGCAGGGAAUAGGCCGAGUCAUGUGCGCUCGAAAUCCUUUCUCUCGCCGGCAGACCCGAAGCCUCGAAGCGCAGUGACGCUCCCCGCAGCGAGCGCCCUCGAAAAGACCGCAGAGAAACUCCCACGCAUCCAUCUGCCGGGCUCAUCGCACCGACACAGCCAACGCCACUCCUACUCCCACUCUCGAUCGCCAUUGAACCAACACGAUGAAGCGCCAUCGCACAAGCACCACCGGCCAACACAGAGCGACGUACAGGCACGGCCAAAGCUGACCCAGCGUCAACAAUCGAAAGAGGCAAUGUCCAAUCUACCUCAUCUCGUGGCGGGAUUGAAUGCGGAACGAGAAAAGCGUCUGCAAGGGCCCUCCGCCUCCCGGCCAGGACAACAACCGCAACAACAACCGCAACAGCAGCAGCAGCAGCAGCAACAACAGCAACAAGCCUUUGGCCCUUCCGGGACCACCAGCAAUGACUACAACGAAGGAGGACGCUACGACCCGCAGCAGCGGGCAGCCUCUGACCCAAGCCGGCCUACUCCCCGACCCAAGACGUCGUUCGAAAUGGCCCUCGAGCGUGGCGACGAGUUACGCAUCGCCCGCCGCCUACACGUGAAGAAGGCGGACAUUCUGAAGCGAGACGCGGAGAUCGCAGCGGCGGAGGAAGAAAUGCGCGCACGCGUUGCCAGCAUCACGGCCAAAGGCGUCGAGAUCACCCGCCGGCUGGACUACGGCUACUACAAUCUCCUCGAGACGGUGGGCAGCCUGGUCGCCAUCAUCACCAGCUUCCAAGCCCUCAGCAAGCAGAGCGAGCAGCUCACUGUGAACUUCGACAAGGAAACGCACCGACUUGACGCGGACACGAGGGAGCGAGUCGAGAGAUUCAAGACCGAUUUCGAGACUCGAGACCAGAAAGCCCAGGCCCUCGUCGAGCGCGGCCAAAGAGCCGGCGCCAAGGCCGAGGACCUGAGUGCCCGGCUCGAGAAUGCCCGGCUCAUCGUGCAGAACUGGGAAAAGCGCGAAGACCAGGUCAAGAAGGUCUGGGGCCGCGUGUUUGGCGUCGUUUGGUGGACGUCCAUCACUGUCGUCGUCCUCGUGGUCGCCCUGGUGCUGGGCAGGGAGUGGUGGUUUCGCGGAGACCCCGUCAAAGCCGGCCUGCACGCACACAGCGAAGGCAGUUGGAACCGCUCGCUACGCCUCGGUGGGAAUGGUCCGGACUCCGUUGCGGCGCGAAAUCAGAGGCUUUUACUGGAGCCGGACCCGGAUGGAAAGGAAAGCCCUCCCAAAGUGCCCGAGGAUGUGAGGCGGCUUUUGCUCGAUAUCGUGGAGAAGAACCGCCGCUGCAAGCUCGUGCUUCCUGCUGUGCCGAAAGAGAUUGUUCGCGGGUGCCCCGAGGCCGAGGAGUGCGUGAAGACCGCACACGGAUUGACAGGGUCGACAAAAAGCGGAAAGACAAUGCCGUUCUCCCUUCCUUUCCCAUUGCCGUCUUUCCUCUCGUGGGAUAGGGCCGGGUCUGGUGAUCAAAGGACCGAAGAUCCUAGAUUGAGGAUGCUGGAUGAGUUAUAG
Molecule: messenger RNA, 1665 nt
Organism: Capronia coronata CBS 617.96
Lineage: Eukaryota; Fungi; Ascomycota; Eurotiomycetes; Chaetothyriales; Herpotrichiellaceae
Exons: 1
Coding region: 1-1665 (554 amino acids)
Source: RefSeq, a predicted model, not a curated record